AGGCUGUAAAAUUGUGAUUACAUACAUAGUUGUGUCUCCAUGACUUCAGAGAACAUUACAUUGAUUUCCAGGAGACCUUAACCAUAGUUACUACUGAACUUGACUAUCUAUAACCCCAAUCUAAACAUCAAUCUUUACUUAACUCUUAACCUAUACGUACUCUUAACUAUAAAACAUAUCAUUGGAUCCUGCUUUUAACCUCCAUAAGUAAAACAUUUAGGCCAGUACCUGGACACACACACACACACACACACACACACACACACACACGUGCUGUAAAUAAUCCAUAACUCUGUAACGACUAGAAUAUGGUGAGGGACAUCACAAUAAUACUACUGUUCAGUACCAGUACAGAACAAACACACAAUAACAGGUGACACUUACUCUAACCUUAACCAUAGUCACUACUUGCCUAAACCGAACCUUAACCUUAACCCAAACUUCACACACACAGACAAAGACACACACACAGACACACAGACACACACACACACACACCCCUAAACUGCUGCCUCGUGCUCAUAUCUAUUCAUCAUCGUGACCUUUGAUCUGAGAAUUCUCAGUAAGUCUCACCCAUGGACUGUCUAUGAAAAGGUUUCACCAGGUACGAGAAGAAAUAGGCCCGGGACCGCGCACGCGCAGUCGACCCUCUCGCACAUGGACCACCCUCCGCAAAAAUCCCGGAAGUGAAACAAAACAUCCCGAGCUUGUGUGUGUGAGGGAGAGUUAAUGAAUCACAUUAGGAUGUAGGCGAGGUGACGUCUAUCUAAGGGACACAUGCUUUAACCUGUGCCUCACCGCUGCUAGCAGUCCAAAUGGAGCCAUGUGAAAGUGGAGAAGAAGAGACCAUGGAGACGCUUGUUGCUGCUGACUCGCUCCUCAACAUGGACUGUUCUGACACCCUCUCCCUUGAACACUAUUCCCAGACCUUCCUACCAUCACUGGGUGAUGUCAUCACAGCUCCUGUUACCCAGGUGACGGUGUCAGCAGAGGGGAUAGUGGGACCUGUUGACCAGUCACAAUGGCACUCGUUGCACACAAAGAAGCCUGCGACACAGCUGCAGACAAGAAAGAGAGGUAAAAAACGUCGACAUCGCAGGGCAGAGUCUCCCACACCAGACAUCAUAGUGAAAAAGGACAAAUACAACAAAGGAGGAAACACGCUGUACCUGUGGCAGUUCCUCAUGGAGUUGCUACAGGAUCGACAGGUCUGUCCCCGCUACAUCAAAUGGACUAAUCCCCAUGCAGGCAUCUUCAAGCUGGUCAACUCGAAGGCUGUGGCUCGACUCUGGGGCAAACACAAGAACAAGCCAGAUAUGAAUUAUGAGACUAUGGGCAGAGCUCUCAGGUACUACUACCAGAGGGGGAUACUCAAUAAGGUGGAAGGCCAGCGUCUUGUGUAUCAGUUCACCUCUCUGCCAAAAGACAUGAUUUAUAUCACGGAUGGAGACAGCACCAAAGAAGGAGAAGAAGAUGAUGAGGAUCAUUACGACAAUAGUGGCAACGAUGAAGGUGUGAGUGAUGACACUGAUGACGGCGUGUUAUCCUCUAGUGACCAAUCGGUGGAGGAGGAAGAUUUCCCACCACCACAAAAGAAGAUGUCAUCUAGUAGCUCUGUGCGAGCCCCCGCCGCUCCACGGACCAGGCCAACGCCCAGGCCUCCAGGCCAGCGUGAAACUGUCCUGCGGCCCACCAGCAAAAGCCUGAUCCAGGAGCAGCACUUACCCAUAGUGUCUGCUGAGAUGCUGCGGACCCUCCAGAACCUUGAGAAGGUCCAGUCCCUGCAUCCCGCCGGUCACGCCUCAGUCUUUAAAACGGCUCAGCUGCUGGGGAGCCUGUACGAACGUCAGGCCGCCGCUGUGGUGGCGGUCGACAUCAUGGGUGCACCCGACAUGCACGAUGAAAAGUCCCACCAAGGGUAGAAAAAGUUCACAAGUAGGGACUUCACAGCUGGUGCCUUUCACUAGCUCUGACCAAUAGAACAGAGCAGCCCACAACCAAAAACGUGCACAUACACUCCACUGUCUCAGGUCCAGUUACAGAGCAGCUCUUUGCUGAGGCAUCGCGUUCACACCAGGGCCUUUAUAUCAUACGUGUGUAAGAGCAUAUUGAUCUAGGAUUCAUUUUGUAUUUCAGAUUUUUUUAUUCCUAGGUAACAAAGAUAAUGCUAGAUCAGUCCUUCCUUACUGGUGUUUGAGUUUAGAGGAAAUUGGCAGCGAUCAGUAGUUUGACUUCUCAGUAGACAUGCAGACUUUAAAAGCUCAUGUCCUUAAUCUCAGCCUUUUGUUAUUCUCUGUACCAGACACCAAAGACAGACAUGCACUGGAAUCUACAGUCUCUCUGCAGAAACACGCGCUGCUUGCACGUGGGCUCCACUGUCAUGGAGCUAAUUACCUGAUCUGUGCACACUGUGCCCUCCGUCUCUGCCUUUUCUCUCGCUCUUCUCCUUUUUUCUUUUUACCGUCACAUGCUGAAUGAUUUCUCUGCCUUGAUGCACUAAAGUUUACCGCUGCUGUAUGUUUCUUCUCUUAAGUGCCUGAAGAUCUCAGACCACCCUCUCCCCCGCUUCCGCUGUUCCUGGAAAAUCGUGAGGUUGUUGAGGGAAAACAUUCCAUAUUAUUGUAUAUUAUUUUUUAAGAUUACUGAAUUAUGUCUGUAUUGUGAAAUGUUGAAAAACAAGGGAUCACUGUUAUUUCUAGAAUAGGAAUUUAGCACUGCUGCUGUUUAUAGCUGAUGUAUGUUCAGUGGACCUCGCCUUAUGUUGACAAUCACCUAUGAAAUUAUGUCAUUGCCUUACUUAGCUACAGCGCUUCAUGUAGUGUAGCGUCUAUGCCAUGCACAUAUUCCCUUGAGUUACCACACAUUACAUAAAGUACAGCAUAUGAGUGCUUACAUGGACUUCUAAAGCAUAACUCUGUAUUGUGUGUUAUACUAUAUACUGUAUGUUUGUGAACAUGCUUGACUUUGUGCCUUGUUUCCAUUUUCUCCCUCAGGUUUGUACAAAUUUGUUUUGCUGCAAAGACUCUAUGCACUCUAUGCAAGUUAGUGAGUAAAAAAAACGGCCCUUUAUAAAGAAGUAAUGCUGAGUUCAGCAUUUUCUCUACACUUGAUCUUGCUUUAGCCUCAGAAAUCCAGACUACAAAGUUCUCUUCACUCCAAAUGCAAACUGUUGGGUAGGACUUUUAUGCUGGCGUCUGUGAGGCUAACUUUGGUUUGGAGAUGUUUCAAACUGUGCCUUUGCCCCUCCCUAGAACCCCCUAUGCAAAAGUGCUUUUCACUUAAUGACUGAGAUUUUUUUUUAUUUUGGAAUCCACACUUUUGCCUUAUCUGUAGCUCCCUUGAGAUUUUUACGUUUUACUGAUAACAGAUUUGUGAGCUUGUAGCAGAGGGAGAGGUGGAGUUUUUGUUGCUGUUCUUCGUAUGUUUGCCUUCACGCAGUCUCAAGGUGUUGAAAAGAGAAGAAAAGAAAAUAAACUUAAUUUUGUCUGUGUGAAA
Platichthys flesus (European flounder) is the source of this 3495-nucleotide messenger RNA. Its product is annotated as ETS-related transcription factor Elf-1-like. Gene Ontology annotation, molecular function: sequence-specific DNA binding; DNA-binding transcription factor activity, RNA polymerase II-specific. The transcript has 6 exons. Gene Ontology annotation, cellular component: nucleus. The record is from RefSeq and is a predicted model, not a curated record. Gene Ontology annotation, biological process: regulation of transcription by RNA polymerase II; cell differentiation. Lineage: Eukaryota; Metazoa; Chordata; Actinopteri; Pleuronectiformes; Pleuronectidae. Bases 816 to 1922 code for a protein of 368 amino acids.